This is a messenger RNA of Solanum tuberosum (potato), 900 nucleotides long. RefSeq names its product anther-specific proline-rich protein APG. The transcript has a single exon. Lineage: Eukaryota; Viridiplantae; Streptophyta; Magnoliopsida; Solanales; Solanaceae. The coding region runs from base 1 to 900 and encodes 299 amino acids. The record is from RefSeq and is a predicted model, not a curated record.
AUGUCCAACCAACAAAGACCAUUUUCAUGGUUCCGUUUGGCUCCUUUUGGUCGCCAAAUGCAACCAACUCCAGCUCCCACUCCACCACCAACCCCUCGGCCAACAGCAUUUCGAUCUCCUGCUCCACGACCAUAUAGGCCUCCUGCCCCUCAGCCUCGACCACCUGCUGUCACAUCUCCUCCUCCACCUGCUACUCCAAUUCGAGCAUUGUUCCCUGGCAUUACUGCACCAAAAUCUCCAACACCAUCUACUGCCCCUGUCUCUCCAGCCAAAUCAAUACUUUCUUCAUCACCUACAUCUCCUGCAUUUCUCCCAAUUGCUUCCUCUUCCUUCAGCUUAAAAAGCCCUGAAACCAAGACCCCAAAACCAACAGCUAAAACUGCAGCACCUCCACCCCCUUCCCCUGCCACCACCACUCCUACUACUUCAAGAAUUGUCAAGCCUUGGAACGAAUCUCCACCAAAAUUACACCCCGAAACAAAGCCUCUGUUUCGUCUACCUGGGAAAGAAACCGCUGGAAAUUCUAAGAUGAAUGAGAAAUCUGCUAUGGAUAGUAGUACAAAAUUUGAAAAAUUACCAAGGAGGUUGGUAACACUAAUUGGCGAAAACAAAGGGGCAAUAAUGCUAUUGAAACCAAAUUCCACCAAGAAAUCUUAUACUACUACUAAUAAUGUGUUUGGAGGUAAGUCCCAAACUGUUGGCAAGAAAGAAGAAGGCAAUACUGUUGAAGGAGAUCAAAAGAAGAAGAAAGAAGAUCAAAGUGACAUUAAUUCAAUGGAGAUGGAAGAAUCUACUAUGUUCAUUAACAGUAAUGUACAAGGAGUGAACAACUCGAUUUUAGACGAAUCGAGUUUCACUGACCAUGAUCCUGGUUUCCAUAUCUUCUUCUCAACGGAUUAA